AUGACGACACCCGCGCCGCCCGAGGAUCAGGCUCGCCUCUUGGAGGAUGCCCUGGUCGCCGUUCGACAGCAGACGUCGCUCAUGCGAAAAUGUCUCGACACUCCUGGCAAACUGAUGGAUGCGCUUAAAUGCUGCUCGACUCUUGUCUCGGAAUUGCGAACCAGUAGUCUCGGCCCCAAGCAAUAUUACGAGCUCUACAUGGCCGUCUUUGAUGCCCUGCGCUAUCUCUCCGUCCACCUCCGCGAAAACCACCCCGUCAACCACCUCGCCGAUCUCUACGAGCUUGUCCAGUACGCCGGAAACAUCAUUCCACGCCUCUAUCUCAUGGUCACCGUUGGCACCGCCUACAUGGGCAUCGCGGAUGCGCCGGUCAAGGAGCUCAUGAAGGAUAUGAUGGACAUGAGCCGUGGCGUCCAGCACCCAAUUCGUGGCCUCUUCCUCCGAUACUAUCUGUCAGGGCAGGCUAGGGAUUACCUUCCCACCACUGAUAGCGACGGCCCGGAAGGCAACCUCGGCGACUCUAUAAACUUUAUCCUCACCAACUUUGUCGAGAUGAAUAAGCUCUGGGUUCGGCUGCAGCACCAGGGGCAUUCCAGAGAAAGAGAUCAGCGCAUUAGGGAGCGCAAAGAGCUACAGCUCCUUGUGGGCAGUAACAUUGUGCGCCUCAGUCAAUUGGUUGAUCUCGAGACUUACAAGUCAACUAUACUCGGACCGCUUCUGGAGCAGGUUGUCCAGUGUCGCGAUGUGCUGGCCCAAGAAUAUCUACUUGAGGUCAUCACUCAAGUUUUCCCCGACGAAUAUCACCUGCACACGCUCGAUAAGUUUCUUGGUGCCGUUUCCCGCCUCAAUCCUCACGUCAAUGUCAAGUCAAUUGUCAUUGGCCUCAUGGACAGACUGUCUGAGUUUGCCGAGCGCGAGACCUCGGCCGAGAAGUCGCCGGAGCAGGGAGAUCGCGAGGCCGAGACUCUGGCCAAGCUUCUGGCGAAUGCCAAGUUGGAGGGGACUAAGAGCACUGACGAGACUGAAAAUGAGGGCGAGACUGGGGGCGAAGUAUCCAAGGACAAAGAUGCAAAUGGCGAAACCGAAACCGAAACACUCAAGCCGGACUCGGCCGAAGAAACAACGACUCAAGCCGACGGCAGCGUACAGCUGUACGAGGUGUUCUUUGCCCAAGUCAAAAAUCUUGUCGAGGCGCAACACCUGCCCAUCCAAGAUACUAUUGCUUUACUCGUCUCAUUGCAAAAUUUGGCCCUCAACAACUACCCCGACCGUCUGGACUUCGUCGAUCAGAUCCUUGCCUACGCCGCCACCAAGACAAAGGAAAAUAUGAAUAAUGCCGACUUGCACUCUGCCCACGCACAGCAGAGUCUUCUGGCUCUUUUGCAAGCGCCACUGGACCGCUAUGUUUCAAUAUUCACUGCCCUAUCGCUUCCCACAUAUGUACCGCUCUUUCAGGCCCAGUCCUAUCCUACCCGUCGUGCCGUCGCCGGAAACAUUAUCCGCACCCUUCUUAAGAGCGAGACUAAGGUUGUGAAGACGGAGCAGCUGGAAAAUGUGCUAGAAAUCAUGGCUGUCCUCAUCAAAGAAGGCAAUCAGGCUGCGCAAGGCUAUCCCGCCACUCAACGCCGUCCUGUCGAGACGGAUGAGACGAUACAGGAGCAGGGUUGGCUGGCAAGAAUGGUCCAUCUGCUACACGCUGAGGAUAACGAUACACAGUUCAAGCUGCUUCAAAUGACGAGAAAGGCUUUUGCUGACGGUGGCGACCGCAUUCGCACAACGACACCACCGCUCAUCACAGCAAGCUUGCGACUCACGCGCAAAUUGAAAGCGCGGGAGGGUCUAGAUGACAAUUGGGAGACGCAAAGCAACGCUCUCUUUAAGUUUAUGCAUUCCGCGCUGAGCACUUUGUACUCGAGGGUCAACGGAUCUGGUGCAUCGGAAAUGGCACUGCGAUUAUUUUGUGCCGCGGGCCAGGCCGCCGACAUGACGGGUUUCGAGGAGGCCGCGUACGAAUUUUAUGCGCAGGCGUUCACAGUGUACGAGGAAGCCGUCUCUGAUUCCAAGGCACAGUUCCAGGCUGUGUGUGUUAUUGCGUCGUCGCUUCACCAGACUCGCAACUUUGGCAAGGAGAACUACGACACCCUCAUCACCAAGUGUGCCCAGCAUGGUAGCAAGCUGCUGCGCAAGCCGGACCAGUGCCGCGCCGUGUACCUGGCUAGCCAUUUGUGGUGGGCCAAUGCUAUCCCGGCCAACCGAGAAACGGAAGAGUCUGAUCUGUAUCGGGACGGCAAGCGAGUGCUUGAAUGUUUGCAGCGAGCUCUACGCGUAGCAGACUCGUGCAUGGAGACGGCGACGUCGAUUGAGCUGUUUGUCGAGAUUCUGGACCGCUACGUAUACUAUUUCGACCAGCAAAAUGAAUCGGUUACCACGAAAUAUCUCAACGGACUGAUUGAGCUUAUCCACUCGAACCUGAACGGAAACCAGCAAGAGUCUGCCUCUAUCGAGACGAGCAAAAAGCAUUUCCAUCAAACGCUGGAGAAUAUCAGAAGCAGGCAAUACGAGGGGGUGGUGUUGUAUCCGAGUUAG
Molecule: messenger RNA, 2586 nt
Organism: Beauveria bassiana ARSEF 2860
Lineage: Eukaryota; Fungi; Ascomycota; Sordariomycetes; Hypocreales; Cordycipitaceae
Product: vacuolar protein sorting-associated protein 35
Exons: 4
Coding region: 1-2586 (861 amino acids)
Biological process (GO): retrograde transport, endosome to Golgi; intracellular protein transport
Cellular component (GO): retromer complex; late endosome; retromer, cargo-selective complex
Source: RefSeq, a predicted model, not a curated record